CCCACCCCAGCCUGCCCGCCGUGCAGCCCCAUCCCGCCUCGCAGAGCCUCUCGCAGCCACUCUCGGCCUACAACAGCAGCAGUUUAAGCCUCAACAGCUUAAGCAGCAGCAGAAGCAGCACUCCUGCCAAGACUCAGGCCCCACCUCCACACAUCUCUCACCACCCCUCGGCCUCCCCGUUCCCCCUCUCUCUGCCCAGCCACAGCCCCCUGCACACCUUCACACCCACCCUCCAGCCCCCCGCACACCCCCAUCACCCCAAUAUGUUUGCCCCUCCUACGGCUUUGCCUCCUCCACCUCCAUUGACGUCAGGGACACUGCAGGUUCCAGGACACCCAGCUGGUAGUACCUACUCAGAACAAGAUCUUCUCCGUCAGGAACUAAACACGCGAUUUUUGGCCUCGCAGAGUGCUGACCGUGGGGCCUCCCUGGGCCCACCACCAUACCUGAGGACUGAGUUCCACCAGCACCAGCACCAGCACCAGCACACACACCAACACACACACCAGCACACCUUCACGCCUUUCCCUCACGCCAUCCCACCCACUGCCAUCAUGCCGACGCCAGCACCGCCCAUGUUUGACAAAUACCCUACAAAAGUUGACCCCUUCUACCGUCACAGUCUGUUUCACUCCUAUCCCCCAGCUGUAUCAGGGAUUCCUCCCAUGAUUCCUCCAACUGGUCCCUUUGGAUCACUCCAAGGAGCCUUCCAGCCCAAGACUUCCAAUCCCAUUGAUGUUGCAGCCAGACCUGGAACAGUCCCACACACCCUUCUACAGAAAGAUCCACGGCUGACAGAUCCGUUCAGGCCCAUGUUGAGGAAACCUGGAAAGUGGUGUGCUAUGCAUGUUCACAUUGCCUGGCAGAUCUACCAUCACCAACAGAAAGUCAAGAAACAGAUGCAGUCUGAUCCACACAAGUUGGACUUUGGCCUGAAACCUGAAUUUCUGAGCAGGCCACCAGGCCCCAGCCUUUUUGGAGCCAUCCAUCACCCCCAUGACCUGGCCCGGCCCUCCACUCUCUUCUCCACAGCCAGUGGGGGUCAUCCAGCUGGCACCCCUUUUGGCCCACCACCUCACCACAGCAACUUUCUCAACCCAGCUGCUCACUUAGAACCUUUCAAUCGACCGGCGUCCUUCAGCGGGCUGACUGCAGUGGGCAGCAACGCCUUCGGGGGACUGGGGAACCCCACAGUUACACCCAACUCAAUGUUCGGCCACAAGGAUGGCCCCAGUAUGCAGAGCUUUAGCAACCCUCACGAGCCCUGGAACCGACUGCACCGAACUCCUCCUUCGUUCCCGACCCCUCCGCCCUGGCUGAAGCCAGGAGAGCUGGAGCGCAGUUCAUCUGCUGCAGCUCAUGACAGAGAUAGAGAUGUAGAUAAACGAGACUCAUCUCUUAGUAAAGAUGACAAAGAAAGGGAGAGCAUUGAGAAAAGACACUCCAGCCAUCCUUCACCAGCACCUAUCCAUCCAGUAAACUCCCUCGGCCAUAAUCGCAGCUCAAACGAGCAGAUCAGGAGCCAUCUGAAUCCCGAGGCUCGAGAAAAAGAGAAACCCAAAGAGCGAGAGAGGGAUCACUCCGAAUCCCGGAAGGAAAUUAACGUUGAAGAGCACAAGGUGAAGGACAACUAUAUUUCAGAGAAAGAAGGCCUGAGCCAUGAAAGCCGAGUGGUGGAAGAGUCUAAGCAAAUGUCUAGGGUUCCUUCACCCUAUGCUAGGCCCCCCGUUGUGGAGAGCACCAGGCCUAACAGCACUUCCAACCGUGAGGUGGAGCGGAAGAGCGAGCCGGCGUACGAUAACCCGAAGAAAAGCAGUGAAGUCAAAGUGAAGGAGGAGCGAAAGGAAGACCACGAUGUGCAGCCUGAGGGACCUCAGACUCAUAGGUCAUCUGAUCAGCCACCACCUGUAUCUACAUCCAACGUCCAUCCAAGUCCUUUAGUGUCUAUGCCCAUGACUGUAGGGGUAACUGGUAUACAUCACAUGAACAGCAUCAGCGGCCUGGAUAGGACUCGCAUGAUGACCCCUUUUAUGGGAAUUAGUCCAAUUCCUGGUGGAGAACGUUUCCCCUAUCCUUCUUUCCACUGGGAUCCUAUGAGAGAUCCCUUAAGAGAUCCUUACAGAGAGCUGGAUAUUCACCGGAGAGACCCUCUGGGAAGAGACUUUUUGCUAAGAAAUGACCCUCUUCAUCGUCUUUCUGCACCCAGACUGUACGAAGCAGACAGGUCGUUCAGGGACCGGGAACCUCACGACUACAAUCACCACCACCACCACCACCACCCUCUCUCUGUUGAUCCUCGACGUGAGCACGAGAGGGGCAAUCAUUUGGAUGACAGGGAGAGGUUGCACAUGCUCAGAGAGGACUAUGAACACGCACGCCUGCACUCCGUUCACCCGGCAGCCUUGGAUGGGCACCUGCCCCACCCAAGCCUGAUCACACCAGGACUUCCUAGCAUGCACUACCCCAGAGUCAGUCCCCCAACAGGACACCAAAAUGGCAUCCUCAAUAAAACUCCCCCCACAGCAGCUCUCAGUGCCCCUCCACCUCUUAUUUCUACUCUGGGACCUCGGCCUGGGUCUCCCAGAAGGACUACUCCUCUGUCAACAGAGAUGAGAGAGAGGCCUCCUUCUCACACCCUCAAGGACAUCGAGGCUAGAUAAGCAGUGUGAGCCUAAACAAAAACCAGAGAAAGAGAAAGAAAACCUUGUAAAUGAACAUAAUAUAAAGACCUUCUUACUAGUCAUUGAUACAGACUGGGGAUGUGACCCACUGUACCAUAUGUAUAGACCUGAGUGCAAAGAUUUUGAAAUGGUUUUUUUGUAUAUUAUAUGUUGAAAUUUUUCCAGAUCUUUUACCCGAGUCCAUAUGUUCCUCGUGUCUCCUAUUUUAUUUCUAGUUUAAAAUUUUCAAAAUUUGAACUGAAGAACAAGACAUUUACCUGAAUGAUUUGACCAGAAACAAACCACCACUGAUGUUAACCAUACAAAGCUCUUUCAGACCAGAAGUGAAGACAAUUGUAGAUAUUUAUGUAAAAAGAUUGCUUCAUGGGUUAAUGGUUCAUAUAUGCAAAAAGGGUAAGAUGAAAGCUUUACUUUGUACAAAUGUAAAUAGAUAAAAUUAAGUAACAUAAUACAUUAAUACUUCUUAAACUGUGCUAUUUGCAAACUUAAUAUUGAUCAACACAGUCUGCUUAUGCUGUGUUACAUAUAUUGUUAGAGACAGCUAAACCCCUUCAACUAUGCAAUGAAUUGUAAGGCUUUUCACAAAAGCCUUUAUAACUCAUAGGAGCCUUUUCAACACACAACAUAACUGAAGUCAUAUUUUCCCUGAACAAGCUCAUCUGUAAUCAAAACCUAUUUCUCUUGCUUGUUUUGCUAAAGGAACAGCCCAUUAGAAGUGCAGUUUUCUGUCUGAACCCCUGCAUCAAGAUGCUGAUGUUACUGUAGCUCAUGUGUCCCCUAGAAUGGGUCAGGGUUAGAGAUCUGUAAUCUGAUACUGUAGUCAUGACAAACUGGUUUUCAGUCACCUUAAUCUGGGUUAAACAGAGUAAUAACCAAAUGCUGGGUAGUUUCCAGAACUUUCAUCACUUAACAUGUCAAUCUUCUUUUUUGGAAAAAAUACCUGCUCACAGCUGUUCAUGUCUGGGUUUAUUUGUAUUGCCUCUGUGUUAUUUUUCUCUGUGCACACAUUUUUUUUUCCUUUUUUUGUGAAGUGACUUUUAGCUACAUUGAAACAGAUCCUCCAGGAAAGCUAAUACUUUUCUAAAUGAUAGACAUGUAUUCACUGUGGCUCAGUAGUUUAAUUAAUGAACUCUGAUGCAGAUUUCAUAAUGCAAUUUAUUGUAUAUCAGUUGGUAAUAAAGUCUGUGAAUAGUUUACAGGUCAGCCUUGUUGUUCCCUAGUCACAGAAGACAUGAAAUAACAAAAAGAACAUGGUCCUUUUUAAAAAUAUGCAUAAAUCUUCUGAAAUCUGUCUUUUCAUAACACACUUUUUUAUAAUGUGUUAAGUUUCUUGUCUAAUAUUUGGAGAGAAUAUGACUUUAUCAGAGAGAAUUCAGUAUCUUGUCUACUGGACUGUAAAAUAUAUGUAUGAAAUAAAAUUAGUUCCAUUGGUCUUCUAGUGUAUUAAAGUGCUAUCUGAAGUUGUUACCCUGUUUUGGCAAAAAAAAAACAAAAAAAAGUUAUCUACAAACAGUUGUUUCUAAUGAUCAGAGAUCUAUUUUAGUAGUCAACUGAAGGUUUAGUUGUGAGCUUCAGAUUUUGUGAACUCCAGAUGUUGUGCAGUGGUUUUGGGUUUUUUCCCCUUUUUUUUUUCUUUUUUUUUUUUUUUUAAAUGAACAAAAGGAAAAAUACAAAAAAACCCCAACCCUGAAGAAUAUGUACACUGGAACCGUAGUGGUAGCUUUCAGUAUUGUAAAGAGAUUGUUAUAUACAAACCUUUUUGCUGUUUAUCCUGUAUGUAAUAAAGUCCUUUCUAGAUCCUAUGUGAAAAGUGAAGCAGCUCUCAAUCUUCAGCAUGUUUCCUCCUCAGCGAAGACUUGUGUAAUGUAAAUUGUGCCAUGUUAUUAAAAAAUGUGAACUAAACU
This is a messenger RNA of Calypte anna (Anna's hummingbird), 4585 nucleotides long. RefSeq names its product activator of transcription and developmental regulator AUTS2 (gene AUTS2). NCBI's taxonomy places the organism in Eukaryota, Metazoa, Chordata, Aves, Apodiformes, Trochilidae. Bases 264 to 2660 code for a protein of 798 amino acids. The record is from RefSeq and is a predicted model, not a curated record. The transcript is spliced from 13 exons.